UACUCACCAACCGAUUGUAAUAAUGAUUUCCGGAUCCCAUUCUUUUGACUAAAUUGUUCAAAUUGUCAAAUUGCAAACACCAGAGGCAGCGUCCAGCCUAUAUACAUACUUUUCCCCUGGACUCUUCCACGGAGUGGCGUGCGAUUCGCGGAAAAGUUGUGGGAACCCGUUUUCUCGGGAAAAUUUUCCACGCUUGUUACUACAGCGUACGCAGCACAUCUCUGAAUUACCUGUUUGUCGCAAAAUUCUUGUCUUCUAUGGAGAUAUUUACUCAUGAGAGCACACAUUUGCUUGUUUCUCUGUCAAUUGGAAGGUUACCAUUUUUCCUGUUUUGACCGUUUCUCACUCCAUGCCAAGGGGAGUGGGCAAGUUGAUUUUCCAAAAUCGCAUAGCUUCCCAAGAUUGAAUAGAAAAUAAGAAAAAGGGUAGAGAUUUUGUUUCGGGGCGGAGAGAGAGAGAGAGAGAGAGAGAGGUGGGUUUGAACAAAAGAUUUGCAAAUUUCGUCGCCGGGAAUCUCAGUCUUUCUCUGAAGAUCGAUAUUUAGGUAAGACCCAGUACAGUAACCCUUCAAAAGAGCAGGAAGGUUUCUUCGGAAGAUAUCAUCUGGUUAUAAAUUUUUGUUUGUGGGUUUGAAUCCGAACAGAUCUUUGAAAUCCACGUAAAACCCAGUUCAUUAGAUCAUUCAAACUGCUACAUCUCUCUCUCUCUCUCUCUGGAUGGGUGAAGAGGGAAUGGGAUGUGAUGUCAAGACCACUACUGCUGCGAAAACAAAUCCAAAACUAACACUCUUACCUCUUAUUGCUCUGAUCUUCUACGAUGUCUCUGGAGGUCCAUUCGGUGUAGAGGAUUCAGUCGGUUCUGGGGGCGGCCCUCUUCUAUCCUUGCUUGGAUUUUUAAUAUUCCCCCUAAUUUGGAGCAUCCCAGAAGCUCUAGUCACCGCCGAGCUCGCCACAAGCUUCCCUGAGAAUGGUGGCUAUGUUGCGUGGAUAUCAGCAGCUUUUGGACCUUUCUGGGGUUUCCAGGAAGGCUUCUGGAAAUGGUUUAGCGGGGUUUUGGACAAUGCCCUUUACCCCGUUUUGUUCCUAGAUUACUUGAAACAUUCAUUUCCCAUCUUUAAUCAAUUGGCUGCUCGAAUUCCAGCCCUUUUGGGAAUUACAGUUUCCUUAACAUACUUGAAUUAUCGUGGUCUGCACAUAGUUGGAAUGUCCACUGUUUUCCUUGCAGUUUUCUCCCUCUGCCCCUUUUUAGUAAUGGGUAUUCUUUCAAUUCCAAGAAUAAGCCCUCAACGGUGGGUAGUUGUGGAUUUCAAGAAGGUGAAUUGGAGAGGGUACUUCAAUAGUUUGUUUUGGAAUCUAAAUUUCUGGGAUAAGGCAAGCACCCUUGCAGGGGAGAUUGAAAACCCAACCAAGACAUUUCCAAAGGCGCUUCUUGGGGCUGUGGUUUUGGUGGUUUUAUCCUAUUUGAUUCCGCUUCUUGCUGGUACUGGAGCUCUAAAUUCGGUAGCAGGUGAGUGGACUGAUGGGUACUUUGCCGAAGUUGGAAUGCUGAUAGGAGGGUUUUGGCUGAAAUGGUGGAUCCAGGCAGCAGCUGCAGUGUCUAACUUUGGGUUGUUUGAAGCUGAGAUGAGCAGUGAUGCAUUCCAACUUCUUGGGAUGAGCGAGAUGGGAAUGCUCCCAUCUAUAUUUGCCUCAAGAUCGAAGUAUGGGACACCUACAGUCAGCAUCUUGUGCUCUGCAAGUGGGGUGAUCUUCUUGUCAUGGAUGAGCUUUCAGCAAAUUUUGGAAUUUCUCAAUUUCUUAUAUUCUAUUGGGAUGCUUCUCGAGUUCGCAGCCUUUAUAAAGUUGAGAAUAACAAAGCCAGAUCUCUGUAGACCGUACAAGGUUCCUCUGGAAACAUUUGGAGUUACGAUGCUUUGCCUGCCUCCUGCAUUGUUGCUCCUCCUUGUCAUGUGCUUGGCUUCUGUACAGACAUUCUUGGUGAGUGGCAUUGUUAUUAUUCUGGGUUUCUUCUUCUACUCAGCCUUAGUUUAUGCAAAGAAUAGGAAAUGGGCAAGCUUUGUUAUGGUGCAACUAGCUGCGCCUUCUGAUAGCAACAUUGAGAGCCCUUCACAACUUCAUGAAGUUGCCGAUGAGGCUUCGCUUAGUCUUCUUGCAGAGCAAGAAGUCUCAAACCUUGUCAGAAGGAGUCAUGAAAUCCAAAAAGAAGAAGGUCCUUGAUGUGCCGUUGUCCUUGACAUACUGUUGUACUGCAAUAACAGGUAUAUUUAACUAACAAGGUGGUCAAAUUCUGUAAAAUAAAUUUUUUCUUCAGGCUUGGGCUGGCUCUUUUAUACUAUACUAACUUAUAACUCAUAAAUACCAUGAAUUGAAUUUGCAAUGAUAUUUUUAGGUUUGUUGUUA
Molecule: messenger RNA, 2399 nt
Organism: Malania oleifera
Lineage: Eukaryota; Viridiplantae; Streptophyta; Magnoliopsida; Santalales; Ximeniaceae
Product: probable polyamine transporter At3g19553
Exons: 2
Coding region: 717-2216 (499 amino acids)
Biological process (GO): transmembrane transport
Cellular component (GO): membrane
Molecular function (GO): transmembrane transporter activity
Source: RefSeq, a predicted model, not a curated record